AUGGCAUUUCACAACAUCGUUCUCGACCAAUUGGUCUUCCACCAUGUCCGUUUUAUUCUUCUUACACCCAUGCUCCUCCUACUCAUUCGAAGCAUAUACCGAAUCUUCUUCCAUCCACUCUCCCACAUCCCUGGUCCUUGGCUUUCGGUUUGCACCUCAACAUGGCUCAACUACCAUGCAUGGGUCGGUGACGAGUGUACUGCAGUCCACAAGCUACACCUAAAAUACGGAUCAAUCGUUCGGACCGGUCCAAACGACGUCGACAUUGUCGAUGGUGAAGCUUUGAACACGAUCUAUGUUGAGAAAGGAGGAUUUAGAAAGGCAAGCUGUUAUGCGAACUUCGACAUCGAUGGCCACAAAUCAAUCUUUUCACAUGUAGAUCCUUCAGAACGAGCUCCGAGAGCAAAGGCGGUACUUCCAUUGUUCAGUACUGGCAGCUUGAGAGCAGGGUCGAAGACAAUAUACAGGUGCGUAGAUCGGAUGGUGGUGAGGAUGAAAGAGGGGGCGAAGACUGGAAAGUCGGUCAAUAUCCUCAAUCUAACGAGAAGUUUGGCCGCCGACGUUGUGACGGCAUACCUAUUCGAUGACAGCUAUGGCGGGCUGGAAGAGACUGACGGCGAAAUGAGUGCGAGUGGAAUGGUGAAUGCUUUUGUCGCUGUGGGUCGAUUUUUCUAUCUUCCAAAUUGGAUGUUUCAAUUGCUGGAGCGGACUUACGAAAAGAUCCUGCCAGACCACGAAGUGAACAUGAGCAUAUCAAAGGUGGAUUCGUUCAUCGCUGCGGUGGUCGAUCGAAGUAGAACGGACAAGAAGCUAAAGGGUUACUAUCCGGCAAGACUGAUGGAGAGUGGAUUCUCCGUUAGUGAAGCUCGAGCACAGUGCAAAGAUUUGAUGUUCGCAGGCACAGACAGCACUGGGAUGAAUUUGGCGACCAUCUGUUUCAUGCUGGCAAAGCAUCCAGGUAAAUACGCAAGAUUGAGGAAUGAACUACUGGAAAGACAACCCGACGAAUCGGAACUACAAUCCUUGCCAUACAUGAAAGGGGUGAUCAAAGAAGGGUUGAGGUUGAGUAUGGCAAAUCCGUCGCGCCUCCCACGGGUAGUGCCGCCGUCUGGCUGGAUGUUCAAGGGUACCUUCAUGCCAUCAAACACAAUCGUAUCAUGCACGCCUUUUGAACUUCACCUAAAUCCGGACGUGUUCGAGGAUCCAUACGAAUUCAAACCGGAGAGAUGGGAAACCCCAACCGACGAAAUGAGUAGAGAUUCAAUCUGGUUCGGGCUUGGGACCAGACAGUGCAUUGCAAGAAACUUGGCAACGAUGGAACUGUUCUGUGCUGUACAACGACUGGUACAGGAGAAUGUACUUGAAGGUGCACAUUGCUGUCAGGAACGAAUCGAAAUUCUGGAGUGGUUCAACUCAAAGGUGAAGAAAGAAAAGAUAGAACUAAUGUGGUCAUGA
This is a messenger RNA of Endocarpon pusillum Z07020, 1455 nucleotides long. RefSeq lists its product as uncharacterized. The record is from RefSeq and is a predicted model, not a curated record. The transcript has a single exon. The coding region runs from base 1 to 1455 and encodes 484 amino acids. NCBI's taxonomy places the organism in Eukaryota, Fungi, Ascomycota, Eurotiomycetes, Verrucariales, Verrucariaceae. Gene Ontology annotation, molecular function: oxidoreductase activity, acting on paired donors, with incorporation or reduction of molecular oxygen; monooxygenase activity; heme binding.